GUCCUUCGGGGGCUCGGGCUGCAUAGUUCGUGGAGUUGUUGUACACCGCCUAAAAACACAAAUAAAUGGACGUGAGUUUGUCGCUGAUAUUUGCACGAUACUGCGAGACUGUUGGACCAGGAGAAGCUGUACGAAAUACGAAUGAUAGUUAAAUUAUCAGGGAAAAUGUAUAUGUCAAUAUUUACAAGUGAAUGUAUUACGAGACGUCUGAUAAUAUAGAAUGAAUUACGAAGUUUAUACUUUUUCGGAAUUUAACUCUUAAUUCAUGAGUUGUUCAAUGAUAAAACAUCUCCACAACCAGGACAACGCACCCAACUUAAAUACCUGCAAUCAUCAUCAACGUCAGCGCAAUGUCUGGCGAACAGUUUUCGCUAGUAUGGAACAGCUUCCCAACAAAUUUGUCUUCGGGUUUAUAUACCUUGCUUAACGACGAACAGCUUGUCGAUGUAACACUCGCGGCGGAAGGUCAAUUUUUACAAGCACAUAAGCUGAUUUUGUCAGUAUGCAGCACUUACUUCAAGGAACUCUUCAAGAUGAAUUCUUGCAAACAUCCGAUAGUUAUUCUCAAAGAUGUUAAUUACCGUGAUUUGUCUGCUCUUCUGCAUUUUAUGUAUCAAGGUGAAGUUCGUGUCAAACAGGAAGACCUUGCCAGCUUUUUAAAAGUAGCUGAAACCUUGCAAAUCAAAGGUCUCACUAAGGACAAGAGUGAGAAAGAUAACUCAGUUACCGACAACAACGUUCCAACGCCUGGAGAGAAUCAUCAAGAACAAUCUAGGGAACUAGAGAGUAUUCUUGAAGCAGUAUCGAACUUGGAAAGAAAGUCUCUUAACGAUGAAACAUUUGUGGCAACUCUACAGGAAGAAAUUGCACCCAUCCCUGAAACUACUGAAACAUUGAAUUCGUCACAAGACCCGGUAUCUCCUCCACCGAUGAAAUCUGUAUAUGAUAAAGCUUCUGAUCAACGAAGAAUCACCCAGCCUGAUAGUAUUGUACGUGACAUAUUGAAUAGAACAUCUGAAGACUUUCAACAAAUGGAAGAGAAUGUCACAGACGAGCCAUUAGACUAUACCUCAGAUAUUGCUCGCUUGUCGAAAACGAAAAAUGAACCGGUUGAUUACACAUCUGACAUAGACUUCGACCUGGUCUGCAAUAAGGAAUUUGCUAAGCAGGAGAAUUUAGAUCGUCAGAACAGUAAUCUACAUGCACAAAGUAACUUGACAGCAAAUAAGUGUUUUGAAAAUUCACAACUUCUUACUUAUAAUCCAAGCAACCAGGAUGAACCUCUACCAUUCAGCCACUUGGAAGAAACUUUUGGUACGGAUUUUUCAUUCAAUGGAGGUAACUACAGCCGAGGCCGCAAAACAGUGAAGGGCAUCCCAGGCAGCAGUUUGCCUUUGGAAACAACACUGCGUGUUGUUUCUGAACUAGGGCCAACCAUACGAGUCGAGAGAGGAAAAGUUAUUCGCAUGUAUUCAUGUCCGUGGUGCCUGCGUCACUUUACUCGUAAAGAGAAUCUCAAAUUACACGUUCGCUAUAUUCACGGACCUCUUGAAAGUCUGACAUGUAAACUCUGUGGUAAUAAAUACAAAAAUAGUAACAGUCUUCGCGUACACUCUUAUCUCUAUCAUAAUGCAAAGAGAAACAAACAUAGUAAACCAGCACAUGCUGGUAUGUAAAAUCAAAUUUGUAUUAAAUAUGAUAGUUUUUGUAGUACUAGAAAACGCAAGACUAAUUUGUUACGUUAAACAUGUAGGAGAGCGAAUAAAAUUGUUAUU
Messenger RNA from Neodiprion fabricii, 1775 nucleotides. Its product is annotated as zinc finger and BTB domain-containing protein 6-like. Gene Ontology annotation, cellular component: nucleus. Gene Ontology annotation, molecular function: protein binding. Lineage: Eukaryota; Metazoa; Arthropoda; Insecta; Hymenoptera; Diprionidae. The coding region runs from base 351 to 1676 and encodes 441 amino acids. The record is from RefSeq and is a predicted model, not a curated record. The transcript has 6 exons. Gene Ontology annotation, biological process: regulation of transcription by RNA polymerase II.